This is a messenger RNA of Branchiostoma floridae (Florida lancelet), 2137 nucleotides long. RefSeq names its product ras-related protein Rab-20-like. The transcript has 4 exons. Lineage: Eukaryota; Metazoa; Chordata; Leptocardii; Amphioxiformes; Branchiostomatidae. The record is from RefSeq and is a predicted model, not a curated record. Gene Ontology annotation, molecular function: GTPase activity; GTP binding. The coding region runs from base 134 to 796 and encodes 220 amino acids.
GUAGAGCAACCUUUGACCCCAAAAUGACCUGAAAACGAGGCUGUGGUGACUUCCGGGUUUGACUUUUUCUGUUCUUUUUUUUGUCCGUUUACUAACUAUUUUGUUCAUUUAACAAUCCGUUGGACAACACGUCAUGGCGGCCCGCACCGGUGGGAAGAAAAAAGCGGACAUGAAGGUGGUGAUCAUGGGAGACUUCGCCAUCGGGAAGACAGCUUUGCUGCAGAGAUACAUCAGCGGGGCCUUCCAGGACACGACAAGUACCAUAGGUGCCUCCUUCAUGCUGAAGCAGUGGGGACCAUACAACAUCGCUAUAUGGGAUACAGCUGGCAAUGAGCGGUACUCAGGCCUUACUACAUUUUACGUCCGAGGUGCCUCCGCCGCCAUCCUUGCGUACGACAUCAGCGACCGUCGGACGUUCGACAUCCUGCAGGAACGGUUCCUGCCCAUCCUGGACGGAGCAGAGGAUGGCUGCCUCAUCACCGUGGUGGGGACGAAGCUCGAUCUCGUAACGGAGGAGACAAGGCAGGUCAAACAGGAGGAGGCGGAGAGACUCGCGCUGGAACUAAACAGCUCACGGAUCGAGAAGGACAGAACUGUGGCCAGCAAAAAACUGUCUUUUGAAACCAGUGCUAAGACGGGCCACAGUGUAGAGGAACUGUUCAGCGCCAUGUUUGGUAUUUGCCUGCCCCUGGACAAAGCACCAAAAACACCAAAGAGGAACAAUAGCACAGUUGACCUGGAGGCACCAUCAUCAAGCAGAGUGCCUGUUGGAGAGAAGGCUGGCUGCUGUAACUGAUUUUUUUGGAAAUAGAGCAGAAUCAAUUAGUUUUAUUUUCAAAGCCAGAAAACAAAUGUAUAAUGGGCCCACAUGUAUAAGAGUUGUAAUUUUGCUGGUUGUUUUUAAAAAAAUUACAAAUCUUAGGAUAAUUUAAUUUUCUUAAGUUUUGUUGUACUCUAAGACUAUAUACAUGGUUCACCAACUGCAAUUACAAUGAUCUAUUGUAAUAUUCUGUUGCCAACAUCACCAUGGUGCCUUAUACUAUGUUAUAGAAACAAAUGACUAUUUUAGUAUGAAUGCUAUCCAUGUGAUAAGUAUGUAGGUCCUGGGACACUUUUCGUAAGAGAUGAGAAUGCAGGUCCAAGCUCAUUCAUAAACAAUAUUCAUGUUCAAGACUCUAACUUGACUUGACUUGAUGUAGAAAGCAGUUACUAUGCAAAGCUAUUGACCAACAGACAACAAAGUAACAUGGUACCCUCAAACACCUAUUAUCUGGUAGUCUGGAAUUGAUACCUACAUUUUUUAUGCAAUCUUUUUUCUGAACUAUAAAAUCUUGUGCCAAUUGACUAAUGUUUAUUUCAUUUUGGCCCGUUUUUAAAAAUCUUAAUCAACCUGCUGACAGAACUGGUUUUGUCAGUAUAGCUAGAUUACUGAGGGGCCAAACUGUAACAUGUACAUAUAAUGCUGUCUAGUUUUGCAUUAAUUCUAUAUAUUGCAAAAAUUCAACAAAUUGGCAUGAAGAUAUUGUAGAUCUAAAAUCAUCAAAUUCAUUUCAAUGUAAAAAUGUUCUAAUGUUGUCCACUACCAUAGAUAUCGUAGUAUUGUUGACCAUUUAUUAUUUACUAUGAAUUUAGAAAGUUCAUCUGUGUUGAAAGGAAUAAUUCUAAACAAAGUUGAACUGUAAUUUAGAGCACAAAGAAAUAGACUUGACCAAUAACUGAAGUGUGACAGUUGAAAAUUUAGACAAGUCCAACUUUUGUACUCAAAAUUACAGUUAACUUUCCUGUAGAAUAUUAUUAAGUUAUGUCACCAUGCAGUACUAGUGGUCCAAGUGUACACAUGUAUGUUACUCAGAAAUAAUCAGAGGAACUUGUACACUUAACUUUUUUUAAGACUCCUUUUAUUCUGGUGUUAUUUGAUACUGGUUAAUGCUGUUGACAUGGCAACAAUCACAUAAUAAUGUCUAUCUUACCACCAACUAUUUUCAAUUCAUACACAUGUAUAUCACAAAACUGUGUCAUUGUAAUUAGCUGUAAUUAAUGUAAAUCACUGAUGUAAUUUUACAAUAUGUACAAAGAAAUGUAAACAUGAUAAGUCAAAGUCAUGUUAUAAUGGACCUCAAAUAUUGUCUGGCUAUUU